UUGAGUAUCACUGCAACUUGCUAAGCCAAUCGGUGAUCAGUUUAGUCUUUGUGUGUCUGUUGGAGGAUUAUAUAUUCAAGCCCUUUAAAUUAUAGCGAGAGAUCAGAUCUCCAUAAACACAGAAGCAAAAGUUUUGCACUUGUUCUUUGCAUCUCCCAUAUUGGAAUAUUGACCAUCUUGAGUUUCAUAUAGUCCGUGGGGAGAGAGAGAGAGUAUGACGUUAGAAGCUGUGGUGUUCCAGCCAGACCCAUUUAGCUGUGGAAAUGGUCUGGAAGGAAGUAGAUCUUGGGACCAUGGCUUUGGUUUCGGAGGAGAUGAUGAUCAACAAGAAAAAGGCUACGCUCAACAUGAUAUGCUCAACAAUGGUAAUAUUGUAGGGCAAGGCCUUAUGGGGUACUGUUCACCGUCACAGGUGAGAAUGCAAAGUGUCAACACCGGCAACUCUAAUUCCACGCCUGAAACCUGCACUGGCAACUUCAACUUCAACAAUUCUUUCUCUAGCCCGAUGGCCACCACAGGCCGGAGAAAGAGGCGGCGCACGAGAAACAUCAAGAACAAGGAAGAGGUGGAGACUCAGAGGAUUACCCACAUUGCUGUUGAACGCAAUCGGAGGAAGCUCAUGAAUGACUAUCUGGCCGCAUUGCGCUCUAUGAUGCCUGCUUCCUAUGCCCAAAGGGGUGACCAAGCAUCAAUCAUAGGAGGAGCCAUAAAUUUUGUGAAGGAGCUUGAGCAACUUCUGCAAUCUUUAGAAGUCGGUAGAAGAACCAAACAAUCACACUUGGAUUUGGCCUCCAUAUUCUCCAACUUCUUUACCUUCCCUCAGUACUCGACCUGUUCGAGUACUAACACCCACGGCCAUGGCCAUAGCGAGUACAUGAACAACAACUUGGUGCAUCCCCACGAGAUAAUGGGGGAGAAGCGGUCGGGGGCAAUUGCAGAUGUGGAAGUAACAAUGGUAGAAAGUCAUGCGAACAUUAAAGUGCUUUUGAAAAGACACCCAAGACAGCUCUUAAAGAUGGUGGUUGGGUUGCACUCUCUGCGUCUUAUGAUCCUUCACCUUAAUGUCACAACUAUGGAUAGCAUGAUCCUCUACUCUUUCAGCGUCAAGAAUGAUGAUGAACAGGUUGAAGAUAAUUCUCAGUUGACCUCAAUGAAUGAUAUUGCAGCUGAUGUGUAUGAAAUGGUGGGAAGGAUUCAAGAAGAGGCCCAGUUUUUACUUCAAUAACACUCAUCUAUUAAUUUGUUUAAGUAGCACUAUUGGCAUUAUGAUUUAUGCAUGCUUUCUGCUUUUAUGUAUCUCGUUAUAAAUUAGAACAACUUUGGUUAUACAUGUUUCUUUAAUAUAUAUUUUCCAACUAUUGCUUGUACGAACUAUGAAUUGGCCUAAAAAUUGUAAUGAUCAGUUGUUGCUACAAAUA
This is a messenger RNA of Rosa chinensis, 1418 nucleotides long. RefSeq names its product transcription factor bHLH94. The transcript is spliced from 3 exons. Gene Ontology annotation, molecular function: DNA-binding transcription factor activity, RNA polymerase II-specific; protein dimerization activity; RNA polymerase II cis-regulatory region sequence-specific DNA binding. Bases 215 to 1225 code for a protein of 336 amino acids. NCBI's taxonomy places the organism in Eukaryota, Viridiplantae, Streptophyta, Magnoliopsida, Rosales, Rosaceae. The record is from RefSeq and is a predicted model, not a curated record. Gene Ontology annotation, biological process: regulation of transcription by RNA polymerase II.